UGCACACACACACACACACACACACACACAUACACACACCCUGGCUGUCUCGUCUGAACUUGAAGACACCCCACAUUCCAAGAUGCCCGAGGUGCCCGGGAAUACCCGGGGUUCUUCAAUCUGGAAAAUCCUACCGGCGGCUUCCUAGGGUGGGAGCAUCGUGUUUUUGAUUUUUUAAUCUGGAAGAGAAGAGAACAAGUUGUGCUUUUUCCUCCCUUCUUCUUGCUAAAUGCCAUGGAUAUAACUGAAUAAGCCGCUCAGGGCUCUCUCCGCGUGGACGUCCGAGGCCACCAUCUGCCUUAUUCGCAGGAGCCGAGGGCUUAGCUCGCGCCUGUCUCGGGCGGGGAAGGAUGCGUGGCCCAGCCAGGGAGCCCGGGCGCCCCGCGGAGCCGGCCUCGGUGCCUCCCAGCCAGGGGUAGAUGCUGCCUCGCCCAGGCACCGAGGCCUGAGUGACCAGACCAUGGAGACCCUGCUUGGUGGCCUGCUGGCAUUUGGCAUGGCGUUUGCCGUGGUCGAUGCCUGCCCCAAGUACUGUGUCUGCCAAAACCUGUCUGAGUCUCUGGGGACCCUAUGCCCCUCCAAGGGGCUGCUCUUCGUGCCGCCUGACAUCGACCGGCGGACAGUGGAGCUGCGUCUGGGCGGCAACUUCAUCAUCCACAUUGGCCGCCAGGACUUUGCCAACAUGACGGGGCUGGUGGACCUGACCUUGUCCAGAAACACCAUCAGCCACAUCCAGCCCUUCUCCUUCCUGGAUCUGGAGAGCCUCCGCUCCCUGCAUCUCGACAGCAACCGGCUGCCCAGCCUUGGGGAGGACACGCUACGUGGCCUGGUCAACCUGCAGCACCUCAUUGUCAACAACAACCAGCUGGGAGGCAUCGCGGACGAGGCCUUCGAGGACUUCCUCCUGACGCUGGAGGACCUGGAUCUCUCUUACAACAACCUCCACGGCCUGCCCUGGGGCUCCGUGCGGCGCAUGGUCAACCUGCACCAGCUGAGCCUGGACCACAACCUGCUGGACCACAUCGCGGAGGGCACCUUUGCUGACCUGCAGAAACUGGCCCGCCUGGACCUCACCUCCAACCGGCUGCAGAAGCUGCCCCCAGACCCCAUCUUUGCCCGCUCCCAGGCCUCCGCUCUGACUGCCACGCCCUUUGCUCCACCUUUGUCCUUUAGUUUUGGGGGGAACCCGCUGCACUGCAAUUGUGAGCUUCUCUGGCUGCGGAGGCUUGAACGGGAUGAUGACCAGGAGACGUGUGGCUCCCCAGGGGGCCUCAAGGGCCGCUACUUCUGGCACGUGCGCGAGGAGGAGUUUGUGUGCGAGCCGCCUCUCAUCACCCAGCACACGCACAAGCUGCUGGUUCUGGAGGGCCAGGCGGCCAUGCUCAAGUGCAAGGCCAUCGGGGACCCCAGCCCCCUCAUCCACUGGGUGGCCCCGGAUGACCGCCUGGUGGGGAACUCCUCAAGGACUGCCGUGUACGACAAUGGCACCCUGGACAUCCUCAUCACCACGUCUCAGGACAGCGGUGCCUUCACCUGCAUCGCCGCCAAUGCCGCCGGCGAGGCCACAGCCACGGUGGAGGUCUCCAUCGUCCAGCUGCCACACCUCAGCAAUAGCACCAGCCGCGCCGCACCCCCCAAGUCACGCCUCUCAGACAUCACUGGCUCCAGCAAGACCAGCCGGGGAGGGGGGGGCAGCGGAGGUGGGGAGCCUCCCAAAAGCCCCCCAGAACGGGCUGUGCUUGUGUCCGAUGUGACCACCACCUCAGCCCUGGUCAAGUGGUCGGUCAGCAAGUCAGCGCCCCGGGUGAAGAUGUACCAGCUGCAGUACAACUGCUCCGACGAUGAGGUACUGAUUUACAGGAUGAUCCCCGCUUCCAACAAGGCCUUUGUGGUCAACAACCUGGUGUCGGGGACGGGCUACGACCUGUGCGUGCUGGCCAUGUGGGACGACACCGCCACGACGCUCACGGCCACCAACAUCGUGGGCUGCGCCCAGUUCUUCACCAAGGCCGACUCCCCACACUGCCAGUCGAUGCACAGCCAGAUCCUGGGUGGCACCAUGAUCCUGGUCAUCGGCGGCAUCAUUGUGGCCACACUGCUGGUCUUCAUCGUGAUCCUCAUGGUGCGCUACAAGGUCUGCAACCACGAGGGCCCCGGCAAGAUGGGCGCCGCCACGGUCAGCAACGUGCACUCGCAGACCAACGGGGCCCCGCUGCCCACUUUGGGCGGUGGGCCCAGCGCGGCCCCUGCACCAGCGCCACCCAAGGUCGUGGUGCGCAACGAGCUGGUUGAGUUCAGUGCCAGCCUGGCCCGAGGCAGUGACUCCUCUUCCUCCAGCUCCCUGGGCAGUGGGGAGGCCUCAGCACUGGGACGCGGCCCCUGGAGGCUCCCGCCCCCUGCCCCGCGCCCCAAGCCCAACAUUGACCGCCUGAUGGGGGCCUUUGCCUCCCUGGACCUCAAGAGUCAAAGAAAGGAGGAGCUGCUGGACUCCAGGACUCCAGGCGGGAGAGGGUCUGGGACACCGGCCAGGGACCACCACUCGGACCGAGAGCCAUUGCUGGGACCGCCUGCAGCCCGGGCCAGGAGCUUGCUCCCUUUGCCCCUGGAAGGCAAGGCCAAACGCAGCCAUUCCUUCGACAUGGGGGACUUUGCCGCUGCAGCUACGGCAGCUAGCGGGGUCGCCCCAGGCGGCUACAGCCCCCCUCGGAGGGUCUCGAACAUCUGGACAAAGCGUAGCCUUUCUGUCAAUGGCAUGCUCUUGCCCUUUGAGGAGAGUGACCUCAUGGGGGCUCGGGGGACUUUUGGCAGCUCCGAGUGGGUGAUGGAGAGCACAGUGUAGGUUUGGGGGGGUGGGUGUCCUCCUCCCUCCUACCCUUGCAAGGUGCACAAAGGGGAAAGAGUCUUUACUGGCAAGUCUUUGUGGGGUUUCCAUGGUGAUGUUUACAUCCAGGGACAGUUCUGUCUCCCUGUCAAUGGCCUCCCCCCACCCACCCACCCACCCACACCACCUUCCCAGGCCUGGCCCCACCACCCAGCCAGGGUGUGCUCAGGGAAAGCGGACUCAAUCGAUAGCUAAGUGUCGGACUGAGCCCUGAGUGUUUGGAAAGGCAGGACGACCGCCUUUCUAAUCACAAAUGCAGCAUAUAAGCAAGCAGCUGUGGAUUGCUUA
Rhinolophus ferrumequinum (greater horseshoe bat) is the source of this 3169-nucleotide messenger RNA. It is a transcript of the gene LRFN2, whose product is annotated as leucine rich repeat and fibronectin type III domain containing 2. Gene Ontology annotation, cellular component: cell surface; postsynaptic density membrane. Lineage: Eukaryota; Metazoa; Chordata; Mammalia; Chiroptera; Rhinolophidae. Gene Ontology annotation, molecular function: protein binding. The transcript is spliced from 3 exons. Bases 461 to 2839 code for a protein of 792 amino acids. The record is from RefSeq and is a predicted model, not a curated record.